AUGGCCAAUCCCAAUAAGCAACAAACUCAGGACCCCCAGAUGGCACAAGGCCAGGCGGUACUCGAAGCCGCCAAAGAUCGACUGCACACGACCCAGCAAGCCUAUAUUGCAUCAUCGAAGGCUUACCAGGAGGCCACGAAAGCUCUCGCCAAAGACCAGAGUGAUCUGGCGGCAGCACAGAACAAGCUGUUGCAACUUAACACCGAUGAAAAGAAUCUUACAGCCAUAAAGACUAUCCUUGAGGCAUCUAUCCGUCUCAUCGCCGUUGUCAAAACCAGAGUCAUGGACCUGGUUACGUUUUUCAAUUCGAUCAGUUCGACCAUCGAAGUGAUUGUUGAGGAGGUGGUGGAGGAGUUUUUGAGAAAAAUCCAGGAGAACGUCGCCAACAACGACCCGGAUGGCGAAUUGGAUGACCUUAAGGUUGGCAAUUAUAACUUCACUGACCUGGCCCGUACUGUAAGUGUGACGUUGUACAUUGAACGGAAGAAACAGAAUAAAGUGUCUGACAAGAAGAUGCUAGCAAAUCUACAAGAGCGCCAUCUUCAUGCGAGCAUAUUUUGA
This is a messenger RNA of Trichophyton rubrum CBS 118892, 561 nucleotides long. RefSeq lists its product as uncharacterized. The transcript has 2 exons. Lineage: Eukaryota; Fungi; Ascomycota; Eurotiomycetes; Onygenales; Arthrodermataceae. The record is from RefSeq and is a predicted model, not a curated record. The coding region runs from base 1 to 561 and encodes 186 amino acids.